AUGGAUGAGAUUAAUCGCAUUUUCGGAGCUAAGGCCCGUGUGCGGUCGGAGAGCAUGGCCAGCGAUGCCACUCAGUCCACAGGAAGCCGCAUGGUGUUGAGGCACAGGCUGCAGCAGCUCCUGACCUGCGUGGAAGACCUCAACCCCAAAGACGAGCUCAAAGUGGCCCAGACUCUGGACAAUGUCUUUUUGAUCACUUCUAUUCGAAUGCAGGGGCUUUUGUUGCUGUUUUUCUCUAAACUGGAGCACGUCCCGUUCAUCAGAGACAUCCGCACCACGUACACACGAACCGGCCUCUUUGGUUACUGGGGGAACAAAGGCGCCGUGUCCGUUCGCCUCUCGUUCUACGGCCACAUGUUGUGUUUCCUCAACUGUCAUUUGUCGGCUCACAUGAAAUACGCCUCCACCAGAGUCAACGAGUUCGAAUGCAUCCUGGACUCGCAGACUUUUGAAUGUCAGAAAGCCCCCAGUGUCCUUGACCACCGGUUAGUGUUUUGGUUUGGAGACCUCAACUUCCGCAUUCAGGACCACGGCAUGCACUUUGUCCGCUCCUGCAUCGAUUCACAAAAAUACAAUUUACUCUGGAGCAAUGAUCAGUUGACGAGGAUGAAGACGAAGGUAGAGUCGCUGCAGGAGUUUGAGGAGGGGCCUUUGGACUUUCAGCCCACGUACAAGUUUGACCUCCACUCUGACACUUACGACAGCAGGAGCUACAGGACAUGGUUUUUCUUUAAUGGUAAGAAGAGGAAGCCCGCCUGGACCGACCGGAUCCUGUGGCGGCUGCGUCCGAAUCCCACACCGCCGGAGGACCCUGACCCCGGACUGAAGAAGAACUCAGACGUCCUGAAGCAGAUUGUGGAGGUCACAGAGAAUCCUCUGAGGAUCACGCAGGAGCUUUACACCAGCCACAUGGAGUACAGCCUCAGCGACCACAAGCCAGUGGUGGGCUGCUUCAGGCUGGAGCUGCGUAAGAUGCUGGACUCUCCGCUGGUGUGUUUGCGAGCGGAGGGAGACUGGAGCGCAGACAUCGACUCCAUCGUCCUCUACAGCCCUCAGCAGCCCUUCCCCUCCAGCUCCUGGGACUGGAUCGGCCUCUACAAGGUGGGUUUCUCCAGUGUGUCAGACUACAUCACUUACACUUGGGUCAAAGACAACGAAGCUGCUUUCAACGAUGAACUCAUGCAGGUUUUCAUGAGCAAAGAGGAGAUCCCGGUCCGAGGAGGCGACUGCGUGCUGUGCUACUUCUGCAGUUCACUACAGAGCAUCAUAGGAAUCAGCGAAACAUUCAAGGUCCAUGCAUCCAAAGUGGCCCUGGAGGAGGGACUGAUGCCUGAAAAACUCAAUGGACUCGACCAAAUAGUUGCAGAUGAGUUUUGGAAAUGA
Knipowitschia caucasica is the source of this 1383-nucleotide messenger RNA. The record is from the annotation of a GenBank genome assembly. Lineage: Eukaryota; Metazoa; Chordata; Actinopteri; Gobiiformes; Gobiidae.